AUGGCUAGCAGAGCCGGCGCAAAUGGGGACACCCGAGCUCACGGCGAAGACGGCGAGGGUGUAGAGACGGAGACGCAUCAACCGACGACACCGUCCGUGUCAUCCCCAAGUUCUGCGACAUCGCCGCCGUAUUGGCUCGUUCAUCAUUCGCAGAGCAAUAUGUCUGCGUCCGUCGAUUCGCAGGCUUUCUUGGAGGGCGGUGGUAUCACCAUGAGGGAUAAUGAGUCGGAGGACUGGGGAGGGCGCAAUAGCGCAUGUUGGGCGAGAAGCGUGGAAAUUCCGAAUUACGUCGUUGUCAACGGGAGCGCGACCAACAUCGGCGCUUUCGUAGUUUUCAACGUCCGGGUGGAAACCAUGAAUGGUAGCCACAUGAAUAUUCGCAAGCGAUAUUCCGAAUUCGACGAUUUACGGCGCAGACUGAUCCGAACGUUCCCCAACUUCGAGGCGGCUGUCCCGCCCUUGCCGCCCAAAAGCGUCAUAUCCAAAUUCCGCCGGCCGUUUCUUGAGAAACGGAGAUCAGCCCUUCAAUAUUUCCUCAACUGCAUCUUAUUGAACCCAGAGUUUUCUGCAUCGCCGGUUUUGAAGGAGUUCCUCUUUGCAUAA
Messenger RNA from Parascedosporium putredinis, 603 nucleotides. The record is from the annotation of a GenBank genome assembly. NCBI's taxonomy places the organism in Eukaryota, Fungi, Ascomycota, Sordariomycetes, Microascales, Microascaceae.